Molecule: messenger RNA, 2573 nt
Organism: Pungitius pungitius (ninespine stickleback)
Lineage: Eukaryota; Metazoa; Chordata; Actinopteri; Perciformes; Gasterosteidae
Product: protocadherin beta-16-like
Exons: 1
Coding region: 21-2573 (850 amino acids)
Biological process (GO): homophilic cell-cell adhesion
Cellular component (GO): plasma membrane
Molecular function (GO): calcium ion binding
Source: RefSeq, a predicted model, not a curated record
UUCUAGUGAUUCAGUAAUGAAUGGAUGCAUUUGCAGUUGUUCUUCACGCAGUCGGAGUAGCUGGAUACCUCUCGAUUUUCUUUCGACCGAGAUUAUCCGUAAUUCAUUUGUUCUCUAAACCAGGACAGUGUUUUUGUAACUAUUGCAUUGCAAUGACGGGACUUCAAAAGAGGUGCUUCGUUUUCUUUCUAAUUUGGCAAACCGUGAAUGGGGACGCUAGCUACUCCUUCCAAGAGGAAUUGAAGCGCGGAGCUGUUUUGGGAAAUAUUGCUAAGGACCUCAACCUGGACUCGCUCCAACUGUCUGGUAGAAAUGCUCGUGUUGAUGCCGCAGGAAAUCGCAAGCGUUAUUGUGACAUCAAUAUCAGCACAGGAGAUUUAAUUGUUGCCGACAGGAUUGACAGAGAGGAGCUUUGUGGAGAAAAGAUGUCGUGUGUGAUAAAACGCGACCUUGUUCUGGAGAAUCCACUGGAACUACAUGCUUUCAGUCUACACAUUCAGGAUAUUAAUGAUAACUCGCCACUAUUUAAUGAAGAAUCGGUAAAUAUCGAAAUUCGAGAGUCGGCAGGGAGGGGAGCUCGUUUUGUGAUCGAAGAGGCGCACGAUGUGGAUAUAGGACAGAAUUCAGUUCAGCAUUACAAUCUCAAAAAGAAUGACAAUUUUAUUUUAGCAGUUGAGGGAAAUACAUUAGAGCUUGUUCUGGAAAAAGAGCUUGAUCGUGAAAAACAACAAGGGAUCCAAUUGCUCCUCACAGCUUUCGAUGGAGGUUCUCCUCAGAGAUCAGGUACUGUCGUCAUACACGUCACUGUACUGGAUGCUAAUGAUAACGCCCCAGUGUUUAGUCAGGCCGUUUAUAAAGCCAGUCUGCCUGAAAACUCUCCUCCUGACACUGUAGUGGUAACAGUGAGUGCUAGUGACGCAGACGAGGGAGUGAAUGGCGAUGUCACUUAUGAUUUUGGACACGUUUCCGAUGAGGUAAAAAGAAUAUUUAGUAUUGAUCGUAAAAAAGGAAAUAUCAUAGUGAACCAUGCUAUUGACUUUGAAACUGUAACAGAAUAUGAUUUGCGUAUUAAAGCAAAGGAUGGAUUGGGAUUAUCGUCAUACUCAAAGGUGAUAAUUGAAAUCAAAGAUGUAAAUGACAACAUACCAGUAAUAUAUGUGAACUCAUUGGCAAAAGCGGUUCCUGAAGACGUGUCACCUGGUACAGAGGUGGGCGUCGUGAACGUGCAGGAUGCCGAUUCAAAUAACAACCAAAAGGUCCGCUGCUACAUUACACAAAACGUCCCUUUUAAGUUGGUUCCUUCUCUCAAAAACUAUUAUUCUCUAGUGACCACAGGACAACUGGACCGUGAACUAGAGUCUGAAUACAACAUUACAAUCACUGCCACUGAUGAGGGCUCUCCACCUCUGUCCUCCUCUAAAACUGUUCAGUUGUCUGUAGCAGACAUCAACGACAACCCACCUGUGUUUGAGGAACAAUCCUACAGCGCUUAUGUGACUGAAAAUAACAAAGCUGGCUCCACUUUAUGUUCCGUUGCCGCUCGAGACCCCGACUGGAGACAAAACGGUACCGUGAUUUAUUCUCUGUUAACCGGUGAGGUGAACGGUGCCCCAGUGCCCUCCUAUCUGUCUGUUAACGGAGACACGGGGGUGAUCCACGCUGUGAGGUCGUUUGAUUAUGAGCAGUUCAGGAGCUUUAAAGUCCACCUGAUGGCCAGAGACAACGGGUCUCCUCCGCUCAGCAGCAACGUGACGGUCAGUGUGUUCGUAUCGGAUGUGAACGACAACUCUCCUCAGAUACUGUACCCCAACCCGGAGGGAAACUCCUUCAUGGCCGAGCUGGUCCCCAAAGCUGCGCACGGAGGCUCUCUGGUGUCCAAAGUGAUCGCGGUGGACGCGGACUCCGGACAGAAUGCCUGGCUGUCCUAUCAUAUAGUCAAAUCCACUGAUCCGGGACUUUUCACUAUCGGUCUCCACAGCGGAGAGAUCAGGACUCAGCGGGACAUUUCUGAAUCUGACAGCAUGAAGCAGAACCUCAUUGUGUCGGUGAAAGAUAACGGACAGCCCUCUCUCUCUGCCACCUGUUCCAUGUAUUUACUUAUUUCUGAUAACUUGGCUGAGGUGCCAGAACUGAAGGAUAUUUCUUAUGACGAGAAGAACUCCAAACUGACCUCUUAUCUGAUCAUCGCGCUGGUGUCCGUGUCCACCUUUUUUGUGACCUUCAUCAUCAUCAUCCUCGGUGUGAGGUUUUGUCGCAGGAGAAAGCCCAGACUGUUGUUUGAUGGAGCAGUUGCCAUCCCCAGCGCGUAUCUCCCUCCUAAUUACGCAGACGUGGACGGAACAGGGACUUUACGCAGCACUUACAAUUAUGACGCGUACCUGACAACAGGUUCAAGAACCAGUGACUUUAAGUUCGUGUCAUCUUACAAUGACAGCACUCUGCCUGCUGACCAGACUCUGAGGAAAAGUCCAUCAGACUUUGUGGAUGCCUUUGGAGAUUGUGAUGAUUCUCCUGAGGUAGGAACAUAUUAUAUCUCCUUGUGCGGAAGUGUAAUUAAUUACUUUUUUUCUUGA